This is a messenger RNA of Chanos chanos (milkfish), 3114 nucleotides long. RefSeq names its product casein kinase 1, alpha 1 (gene csnk1a1). The record is from RefSeq and is a predicted model, not a curated record. Gene Ontology annotation, biological process: protein phosphorylation. Gene Ontology annotation, molecular function: protein kinase activity; ATP binding. The transcript has 11 exons. Lineage: Eukaryota; Metazoa; Chordata; Actinopteri; Gonorynchiformes; Chanidae. The coding region runs from base 606 to 1703 and encodes 365 amino acids.
GCAGUGGAACGACAAGAUGGCGGAGUGAGUGGGUUGCGCUUUGGGAGAAAAGCUGCAACUCCUCUUAUUUCUACAAAAAGGUUUAAACGAAAACGGAUAAUUAAUUUAUAUAUGUGAAUAUAUUCAGAAAUUCUCUUUCAUUCAAGAAAAGCCGCCCCUCUAACCGAGGUGGUUUAAAGAAAAACGUCGCUGCGAGUAUAAGAGUUACAAUUCCGCUGGUGUCCUUUCGAUUUAUUGCUAGCAGGCUAGCUGCUAGCCAGUUAUUGGGAACAUUAGGUAGAUGAGAAGCUCGUUUUGACUUUUUUUCAGGGUAGUGAAAAGUGGUGUGUACGAACUUGGACGGCAACGCUGUGUAACAGAAAUCAAUGUCCUUGAUCAACAGUUCGCCUUCAUGAUCAGUUAGAGAGCUAGCUAGCUAGCACGUCGUUUACCAGCGAAUUGAAGAAUUCUGUCUAGCUAGCAAGCUAGUAUAGUCCGUACACAGAGUCGACUAAGACAAAAAGGACUGCAUGUUCUGAUAACUAGCAGGCCGGAGGGAAGCAUCUGUUCAAUCCCAGAAUAUAGCCGUUUUAAACCGAUUGAGAGUUUCUCGUGAUUCUGUGGACAUGGCAAGCAGCAGCGGCUCUAAAGCCGAAUUUAUAGUCGGUGGGAAAUACAAGCUUGUUCGAAAAAUUGGAUCUGGAUCCUUUGGUGACAUAUAUUUGGCAAUCAACAUCACAAAUGGAGAGGAGGUAGCUGUAAAAUUGGAAUCGCAGAAAGCAAGACAUCCUCAGCUGUUAUAUGAAAGCAAAUUGUACAAAAUUCUUCAAGGGGGAGUCGGGAUUCCACACAUCAGGUGGUAUGGCCAAGAAAAGGAUUACAACGUCCUAGUAAUGGAUCUGCUGGGCCCCAGUCUGGAGGACCUCUUUAACUUCUGCUCCCGCAGAUUUACAAUGAAAACUGUUUUAAUGCUUGCAGAUCAGAUGAUCAGCAGAAUCGAGUAUGUGCACACAAAAAAUUUCAUCCACAGAGAUAUCAAGCCAGACAACUUUUUAAUGGGCAUUGGACGACACUGUAACAAGUGUUUAGAAUCUCCAGUGGGGAAGAGGAAAAGAAGCUUGGCUGUUAGUUCUUCUCAGGAUCCAUCUUUCUCAGGAUUAAACCAGUUGUUCCUCAUUGACUUCGGUCUGGCCAAAAAGUACCGGGACAACAGGACAAGACAGCACAUACCUUACAGAGAAGACAAAAACCUGACGGGGACAGCUCGCUAUGCCAGCAUCAACGCACAUCUGGGCAUUGAACAGAGUCGUCGGGACGACAUGGAGUCUCUAGGAUAUGUGCUCAUGUAUUUCAACAGAACCAGUCUGCCUUGGCAGGGACUGAAGGCCGCAACAAAGAAACAGAAGUACGAGAAGAUCAGCGAGAAAAAGAUGUCGACCCCGGUGGAAGUGCUGUGCAAGGGCUUCCCGGCGGAGUUUGCCAUGUAUCUGAAUUACUGCCGUGGGCUGCGGUUUGAGGAGGCGCCUGACUACAUGUACCUGCGUCAGCUCUUCCGCAUUCUCUUCAGGACUCUGAACCACCAGUACGACUACACGUUCGACUGGACCAUGCUGAAGCAGAAAGCGGCCCAACAGGCUGCCUCCUCAGGGGGACAAGGGCAGCAGGCACAGACCCCCACAGGCAAGCAAACUGACAAACCCAAGAGUAACAUAAAAGGUUUCUAAGCAUUAAGACAAUGUGCUGAAGCAGAACAGAGAGGUCGUAGCAGGACUUGCCUUCCAAUCACCACGGCGACAAGGAUCAAAUUCAACAGAACCCGCCAGGCGUUGUGGGCGACCCUUUUCCUGUUAAAGAACUUUUGUUCCAUAUACUAUAUAUGUAAUCGGUAUAUAUAGAUAACAUGCUCAGCAUAUAUCUAUAUAUUGGUAUGUAUAUACUAUAUUCACACCGAGAGCAGGCUUGGUAUGGUUCAAAGCUGUAGCCUUUUCUAUCGUUCUGUCCCUGAAGACGCUAUUUUCUUUUUUUUUUUUUCUUUUUUUUUCUUUUUAGCUUUCUUUGUCUUUUUUUUUUUCUCCUCCUUCUGUUUCUUCAAAAAAACUGAAACGUUAAAGAAAAACAGCUGACUCACUGAGGAUGUAACUGUGCUCCAUUGCCAGUGUUUUCCCGGAGUUUUGUAUUCUCCAGGAAAACCGCUGGGGUUCUCUCUCCUGAAUUGUCAGCUGCCUGUAGAGCGGCUCAGCCCCCCCCCCACCAUCCCUGUUUACUCUGUCACUGAGGUGACAUCCACCCAGACACAGCAAACUGUCAAAUUUGAAAUGUCUGAUACUCAUUCUCUCUUUAUUCCUUUUGUUUGUUUUGUUCUGUUUUUGUUUUUUAUUUCAUUUUUUUUUUUCCUCAUAUUCAAAGGAAGUGAAACGAUGUAAGACUAAAUCUAUUUUAAUUGUUAUGGAUGAAUCUCCUGGGUAUUUACUAAACAAACAUUGGGUUUUUUUUUUUUUUUUUCUUAAGAGGUAACAGAGACUCUGCCUGCUGAUAUGUGCUAGAAGAGCUUCUAUUGUGAGAAUGAAAACCAUUCUAGUGACUACUAGGUCUCUCUUUAGAACGCUGCGUAAACUAUAUUGUACUUGGUAUUCUGAAGUCUAAAAAAAAAAAAAAUAAUAAAAAAAAAUAAACUCCACAAAAGCAUAUUCAUUACAAAUUAGGCAUCUCACCACUAAACCUGUAUGUUAAUUGCUUAGAAGAAAAUUGUAUGCGUCAAAGAUUUUUUUUUUUUUUCCGUCCUUAUUUUGUUUUUGGAAAAUGGUGAUAUUAAUGAGAAAGUAUCCAUUCGUUAGGUUUGUUUAAUUGCUAUGAUGACACUUUGCGUUUUGAGUCUAAAGAAAAGAAAAACAAAACAAAAAAAAAAAACCAUGCUCACUCCACCCUUCCCGUUAUCAUUUUUAUAUACGUAUAUAUACAUACACCUUUUUUUAUCAGGAAAAAAAAAUUACUUUUUUCAGUUUUAUAGAGUUGUCUUUCCCUGUUUUGAAUGGAUCAUUUUGGGGAAAGGGUGUUUUUUUUUCGUUGUUGUUGCUUCUUCCUGCGGUGAAGCAGCUCCUCGUGUAAAGUAUCUCUGGGACUUUCUCUGCGACUGAA